UCUUUUCCAAAAAAAAAAAAACAGAAACCAUAGAAAUCUUUGAUUUUGCAUUGGAAGACAAUAACAUUGGAUUAACAUGAUAAGCAUGAACCUUAAUUAAUGGCUCACACAAAAUAACUCGCUCGCUUUACUCGACCUAAUUUGCCUACUAUAAUACAAUUCCCACAUCCCCAUUUGUCACAUUUCCAUCAGUUAAUGGGGGCUCUUGGCACUUCACCCUCUCAUAAAUCCGCCACUUGAUGCCAAAUCAACCCAAACCCCAUCUUUAAUUUCUCUCUUCUUAAACCUCUAUCAGAAUUGCUAGUGUCUUUGCUCGAAGUUGGUUAAAAGCAUUCACUUUCUGCGAUCGAGGUCCUCAAUACGAUACUCCCAUUCUCCAGCAUCGUUUGUAUCGAGCUGGGUACCACAGCCAUGGCCAAAAUGAGUAGUUCUAGGAGCAGCGGCAGCAGCAAUGGAGGUGGACCGUGUGAAUUUGCAUUGCAGGUGGUGAAAGGAAGAUGGUUCACGGUUUUUGCAUCUUUUCUGAUCAUGGCAGGAGCUGGUGCCACCUAUCUCUUUGGUGUAUAUUCUAAAGACAUCAAGUCCACUCUUGGAUAUGACCAAACUACCCUCAACAUGCUAGGCUUCUUCAAGGACCUUGGUGCGAAUGUUGGUGUUCUCUCAGGGCUAAUUGGUGAGGUAACCCCUACCUGGUUUGUCCUUCUACUAGGAUCAGGCCUGAAUUUUGUUGGAUAUUUCAUGAUUUACCUUGCUGUCACUGAAAAAAUUGCAAAACCUAAAGUUUGGCAGAUGUGCCUUUACAUUUGCGUUGGAGCCAAUUCUCAAAAUUUUGUAAACACGGGAGCUCUUGUCACUUGUGUAAAAAAUUUCCCAGAAAGUAGAGGUGUAAUGCUUGGUCUGUUAAAAGGUUUUACUGGGCUCAGUGGAGCUAUUUUUACCCAACUUUACCUUGCCAUAUACCCUAAUGACUCAAAAUCAUUGAUUCUUUUAAUUGGGUGGCUGCCUGCUGCACUAUCAGUAGUUUUUGUUUACACCAUUAGGCCAAUGCAAGUGGUUAGGCAAAAAAAUGAGAUAAGGGUUUUUUACCAUUUCCUCUACAUCUCAAUCUCCCUUGCAUUGUUCAUCAUGGCUAUGAGUUUGAUUCAAAGGAAGGUUGCUUUCUCCCAAGCUGCCUAUGCUGGAACUGCUACCGUUGUUUGCCUGUUUAUGUUUAUCCCUCUCGGGGUUGCCAUUCGAGAAGAGCUAGUCCUCUGGAACCUCAAGAAAAAAACAGUUGAUCCACCGACUGAGAUCGCUGUUGAAAAGCCGAGCGAAAUCCAAGAAGCUAAGGAUGAUUUGGAUCCGGCGUCAAGUUCCUCAGCCGUGCAAGAUCAAAACAAAAAGAGCACAUCUUGUUGCGGCGACAUAUGCAACAAACCAACAAGAGGUGAAGAUUAUACAAUUUUACAGGCACUUUUAAGUACGGACAUGAUUAUUUUGUUCAUUGCAACAUUUUGUGGACUUGGAUCAAGUUUGACAGCAAUUGACAAUUUAGGGCAGAUUGGUGAGGCAUUAGGAUAUCCAACCAAAACAAUAAGCACAUUUGUUUCUUUAGUGAGCAUUUGGAACUAUUUUGGUAGGGUUUUCUCUGGGUUUGUCUCAGAAACCCUAAUGGGGAAGUGGAAAGUCCCUAGAACACUCAUGAUGACCAUCAUGCUUGUUCUAUCAUCCAUUUCCUACCUCUCCAUCGCCUUCCCGUUCUGGGGUUCGGUCUACGUGGCAUCGGUGGUAAUCGGAGUCUCUUUCGGAGCUCAACUGACAUUGCUUUUCACAAUCAUUUCCGAGCUCUUUGGCCUGAAAUACUACGCUACAUUGUUCAAUUGUGGGCAGCUUGCAAGUCCCCUUGGGUCCUAUAUUCUCAAUGUGAAGGUGACCGGGAUGCUCUAUGAUAGAGAGGCACUGAAGCAGCUAGCAAAGAAAGGGCUGACGAGGGCAUCGGUGAAGGAGCUUACUUGCCUUGGAAGUCAAUGCUAUAGGCUGUCUUUCUCUAUUCUGGCUGGAAUCACAUUCUUUGGUGCUCUUGUUUCACUGAUUCUGGUGGUAAGGACUAGAGAGUUCUACAAAGGUGAUAUUUAUAAGAAGUAUAGAGAGCCUGCAUAGAUAUCUGUUUGGUUUAAUUCUCACCGGGUCAAAAACUUGAAAUCUAACAGCAUCUGGGAGGGCACUCUCUAUAUUAUUAUUUUUAUGAUUAUAUUUUAUUUUCAGUAGAUUUCAGCUAAAUUAGCUAGAUAGAAAGUCUUUUUAUUAUCUAACCCUUUUGGAAGUGGCUGGUCCAAACCAUGCUCCGUAUCUUUAACUAGUCAUGAAUUUCUAUUGUGGCUUAUUUUUGGUUGAAGAAUUGCUUGUGAUUUCGAGGUUAAUGAUCCCAAAUAUUAAUUUCGUCCUGAAUGGAGUGGCUAUAUUAGUGACAGUGUUAUUCUUAAUCUAUGAAGCACGGAUAUAGAGUAGGAGGGGGAUUUGGGAGUAUGAAAACUCAAAGAAUCUCAAUUUAGGAACGUGAUUUAUUCGCAAUGCUUUGCUAAAAACAAAGGAAAUAAAACUUGUUAGAAAAUAUUGAAAAUUGCAUAUGAAGUCACCCUAUCUAAUAUCCACUCUUUCUCUCCACGUUUAGGGAGCUCAAAACCAUUUCUCCAAAGAGGGAUUUUCCUUCAACAUGCUCCAAUGUAUCAUGAUCAAAUAUUCGACAUAAAUAAAUAAAAAUCUUAUGCUAUAAUACGAGAGGGUUAGUACUGUAAAUUGGCUUGAAAUAGUUCAAGCUUGCAUCGAGUUCAGCUUGUGUUUGACUUGUUGAAGCUCCAAGUCAAGUCUAGUUUGGUUCAAUUAGAAAACAAGCCAAGCUUGAACAUUAGUAUGUUCAACUCGUAAAGCUCAUGAGUAGCUUGAAUUUUAUUUAGAGGGAAUUAAUGACUACUAGUAUCUUCCAUUGGGUUUCAUCCAUACAAAAAAUUAUAAAAAUAAAAGAAGUUUAUAUUUUACAUCU
Molecule: messenger RNA, 3019 nt
Organism: Pyrus x bretschneideri (Chinese white pear)
Lineage: Eukaryota; Viridiplantae; Streptophyta; Magnoliopsida; Rosales; Rosaceae
Product: protein NUCLEAR FUSION DEFECTIVE 4-like
Exons: 1
Coding region: 412-2139 (575 amino acids)
Cellular component (GO): membrane
Source: RefSeq, a predicted model, not a curated record